Messenger RNA from Caenorhabditis remanei, 945 nucleotides. RefSeq lists its product as uncharacterized. NCBI's taxonomy places the organism in Eukaryota, Metazoa, Nematoda, Chromadorea, Rhabditida, Rhabditidae. The transcript has 8 exons. The record is from RefSeq and is a predicted model, not a curated record. Bases 1 to 945 code for a protein of 314 amino acids. Gene Ontology annotation, molecular function: Wnt-protein binding. Gene Ontology annotation, biological process: non-canonical Wnt signaling pathway; canonical Wnt signaling pathway; negative regulation of canonical Wnt signaling pathway.
AUGAUGCUCUUUUCAGUUCUCUAUUUAUUACUUGCAUUCUCUGUAACAAAUGGAUAUUUGGAAGAUUCAUGGGCAAUGUUCUCUUCUGAAAGGCCUGCUGGUCCGAAGUGUGUGGAUAUUCCAAGCAAUUUGACCAUUUGUAAUGGAAUUGAGUACACUCAAAUGCGUCUUCCAAACAUUCUGGAACAUGAGACUGUCUCCGAGGCAAUUCAUGCAUCCAAAGAUUGGGAGAGCCUUCUUCGUCUCAAUUGUCAUCCUGAUACACAGAGAUUCCUGUGUUCAUUGUUUGCCCCAGUGUGUCUUAUGCAAAUGGACAGAUUGAUUCUUCCCUGUAAGAGUUUAUGUAUGGCAGUCAAACAGGGAUGCGAGAAUCGAAUGGCCAACUACGGAUUCCCUUGGCCUGAAAUGCUAUCUUGCGACAAGUUUGAAGACGACGACAUGUGUAUAAAACCAAUGCAAGAAGCUAAACCACCAGCAGGUAGCACGACAACGUGCACUGCCUGCUCGCAAGUCGCCACCUACGAGAAUCUUGUCGAUCAAUUUUGUAGAUCACAUUUGGUUCUCAAAGGAAAAGUGAUCCGUGAUUCUCCAAAUCAAAUUCGUGUUCGAAAUGGACGCAGUCUGAAGAAAGGAGAAAGAAGGAGAGGUGUCUCUGAUGUUGAAAUUCGUUUGUCAGCUGAAUCAGAUGGAGGAUGUCCAUGCAAUCUUCCAGCAAAAGGACAAAACGAGAAGUUAUUGGUGAUGGCAAGUAGGCAAUCUGAUGGAAAAUAUUUGGCAAAUUUGGUGUUGCCAUGGCAGAAAGAAAAGAACUUCAAGCGAGCUAUCCACCAAUUCCAACGCCUCAACUGCCAGUCUCUGGGUCGUGAAAUCCGUGAAUCUGCGUCCCGACGUCCGCAUUAUUACGAAAUGAGACGUCAUAAUACGGGAAGAUACCAGAUGUUUUGA